GUAAAACCAACAAAAAUCUUCGCGAUUCAAUAAAAAAUUAUCUCACCCUGAAAAAUUAAUGGAAAAAAUGCGUCGCGCUGUUGUAUGUCUCCCAGGAUUUAAUUUUGAUGACAAGAUUGGAAGAACGAAUUUUCACAGGCCCCAGCACUUUGAAAAAAUUCACGAUGGUGUCUAUUAUUUGGCUGAAAAACCAAUUGUAGAAAAAAAUUCGAGAUAUCCUUCAAAUUAUUCUUACAUCGACGAACCCAGGAUUCCCCCAUGGAUCGCCUAUGAUGGUCAAAGAUUAAUGUUUCAAGGAUUUUUCCAAGAAACCGUCGAAGAGCGUUGGAAAUCGUCGCACCAGAUUCGUCUGGUGACCAUAAGUUUUUUCCUCGAGGAUGGCACUAUGAAGAUCGUGGAGCCAGCGAUCAGUAAUAGUGGCCUGGAGCAAGGUGUCCUGGUGAGACGUCAAAGAAUUCCAAUACCAGAUCGAGUUCCUUACAGAUUCUACGACAUCCUGGACUUGAAUAUUGGAAAAGAGCCAGAGAUAUUUGGGAGGGUUUACAAAAUUGUGAAUUGUGAUAAAUUCACCAAGAUAUUUCUGAAUCGAAUGGGAAUUCCUGUUCCUGACCCCAUCGAUCUGCCCUCCGAUCCUUACAUAGAACGAAGAAGUGUGCCGACGUUUGCAAAGAAGCCGAAUAGAAAAAUCGAUACGUUGGGAAAAUUUCUGACGUAUGACAGAAAGGUAUUGAGAUUUUACGGAUAUUGGGACGACAGGGAAUCAGAAUAUGGGAUAAUUCAUGACCUGGAGGUGAGGUACUACCUGGCAGAUGACACAAUCGAGAUUAAAGAGAUUUUACCGAAGAAUUCAGGAAGAGAGGGCAGUUCGAUGUACAUAAAACGCAUGAAAAUUCCCAAAUUUUUCUCUGGAAUUGAAUCUGUGGGGUCCAGUGAUCCUUUCACGGUGCUGAAUGUCCUCGGGGACAGUGGGGCCCAGAGUUAUUUUAUUCCUGAUGCCCUGAAUGCUGGAGAGACUAAAAAGGAUUAUUAUAAGGACAGUGAUUUAAUUAUCGGGACGAGUAUGAAUGUAUUUGGACGAGAGGUUGUCAUUACGGAUCUCGAUCCUACCACCAGGGAAUACUAUAGGGGGAAGUAUGGAAUCGAGGAGUUUAAGCCUCUGGAGAAGCCAGAGUCCGCCUCCAAGUGCUUCAUUAACGAAAAACCUAAACCACCACCGUAUAAUGGCUUUGGCUCCUACGAUGAUUCCCUCGGUAAUUGUUUUAGUGUCAUACCCAAACCACCGAGAAUGGAUUACGCUAGAUUCGCUGCAUUUGAUAAACAGGGGUAUGACAGCAAAAUCCUGAGUUUUCGGGGAAAAAUGUUAUCUAACAUUCCGGAAAAUUCAUCUCGCAAUUUUAUAAUUCGUGUGUACUUGAUGGAUAAUACUGUAUCGAUUUUCGAGUUCGCUACGAAAAAUGGGGGAUUCACUCGUUCAUUAUUUCAAAAGCGAAUGGAAGUGCCUCUUCCAGGGCAAGAGUUUUACUCCAGCGUGAAGCCCCAAUACUUCGAGCCCCACGAUUUCUACAUCGGCGCUGAUCUAAACCUCGGAGGAUUUAAUUUUCAUCUGACAUCGGCCGACGAUUACACAUUACGGUACAUGGAGUUGAACUGCGACAAGUUUUCAAGGGCGAAUGCAGCGAUGAUAAUUAGUAAAAUGAGGGAGGGACUCAAGCCAUCGUAUAAACACUUCCUGGAGGAGUUCCGUCCAGUCAUGGAGACCGAUGGAAUAUUUGUGCUGCCUUACGAGAAGCUGCGGGAGAGUCUGAUGAUUUAUUUGAAAGGCCGGGGAAUUGUUGAGCAUGAGAUCAUUACGAUCGCUAGAAGAUAUGCCUUCAGACGAAAUGAGCAACAUGAUACGCGAGAGUAUCUGAGACGUUUAAUCCACACCGAACUCACCCGCUUCCUCUGGAACAACUUGGAUCGCCUCGCCGAGGAUAUCAAUCACUGGGAUCCAUCAUCCACUGGUUUUCUUCCCUCCACCUCCAUCUACACAAUCCUCCGAGGGUGCAGACUACCCCUAGAUCCCCAGCUCAUCAACUGUCUCCUCAACCACUUGCGGAGAAAUCCAGAAGGAGAGAUUGAUUGUCACGACUUAUUAGACUUCAUGAACGUCAAGAUAAACUCGUCACCUCCAGUUGUACCGGUGGCAAUCAGCACUCUUCCUUGGUGGAAUUCAGAUAAGGACGGGGGGGACUGCUGUCCAGGAAUAAACUGGAAUGAAUUAAUAAAGGAUCUUGAUAUAAAGGAGGACGAUCCAGCCUCCGCCAAUUCUCUGUAAUAAUUACAGUU
Fopius arisanus is the source of this 2328-nucleotide messenger RNA. RefSeq names its product EF-hand domain containing 1.2 (gene Efhc1.2). Gene Ontology annotation, cellular component: mitotic spindle; axoneme; microtubule. The coding region runs from base 59 to 2317 and encodes 752 amino acids. The record is from RefSeq and is a predicted model, not a curated record. Lineage: Eukaryota; Metazoa; Arthropoda; Insecta; Hymenoptera; Braconidae. The transcript has 9 exons. Gene Ontology annotation, molecular function: alpha-tubulin binding. Gene Ontology annotation, biological process: regulation of neuron projection development; cilium-dependent cell motility; mitotic cytokinesis.